This is a messenger RNA of Penicillium brasilianum, 2620 nucleotides long. Lineage: Eukaryota; Fungi; Ascomycota; Eurotiomycetes; Eurotiales; Aspergillaceae. The record is from the annotation of a GenBank genome assembly.
ACGAAUUUCCCCCGCUCGGACUCCGCAGGGCCGCCAAGGGAGUGUACUCCGCAUGGCCUUGUUGAUGACAAACCUAACACGAACGUCCAUACCUCGGAGGGAUCCAAUUUGCACAGAUUUCUACAACAAUACCACUAAUCAUGUCCCUACGACGCUCUGCGCGACUGGGCGCCCUCCCAGUAAAGCCUCUUCUUCCAAACGUCCCCCGAGUUCAACACAGCGGAGUCGCAAAACCACGCAAGACCUCCAAGCCCAAGAAGACAUCUACCACUCAAACCCCAACCGACUCGACAUCAUCCUACUGGUCCCCCGAACCCCCAGCCGUGACAGACUCGACCGACGAUCCAGAAAAGCAGCGCCCUCCUCGUACUAACAACAGACUUUCCACACCUCCCCCGCUCAACCGACCCGUCGAUCCGCACCGAACAAACGCAACCCUCCUCACACCCCACGGCUCCUCUGUAAACGCAUACCCGAUCAACCUCGAAGAUGCCUCACCCUCAAAAACGGGUCUGCCCCGACCCACAGCUACUACGGGGACACUCCUCGAGCAAGGAAUCGCGCACUUACUCGCAACGGAUCCCCGUCUGAAGACUGUUAUCGAACAACAUCCCUGUCCGUUAUUCUCGCCCACCGGGUUGGCAGAACAAAUCGACCCGUUCAAUAGCUUGGUGAGCAGUAUUAUCGGACAACAAGUGUCUGGCGCCGCGGCAAAGUCUAUUCGGAAGAAGUUCGUGGCCUUGUUCGAGCUCCCGGGUGAAGCUGAUGCUGGCGCGGUGCCGCAUUCGAGGUUCCCGACUCCGCAGGAGGUUGCGCGGUGUGAUAUACCGAUGUUACGGACGGCGGGUCUGUCGCAGCGGAAGGCCGAGUAUAUUCAGGGGCUGGCGGAGAAGUUUGCGAGUGGGGAGUUGAGUGCGCAGAUUUUGGCGACGGCUAGUGAUGAGGAGUUGGUGGAGAGGCUUACGGCCGUGCGUGGGUUGGGGAGGUGGUCUGUUGAGAUGUUCGCUUGUUUUGCACUCAAGCGGAUUGAUGUCUUUUCGACGGGGGAUUUGGGUGUACAGCGAGGGUGUGCUGCUUUUGUUGGGCGUGAUGUAAGUAAGUUGAAGGGUAAAGGGGGUGGUAAGUUCAAGUAUAUGUCGGAGAAGGACAUGCUAGAAUUGGCUGCGAAGUUUGCGCCGUAUAGGAGUCUUUUCAUGUGGUACAUGUGGCGAAUUGAGAAUGUUGAUGUAGCCGUUCUCACUGGAUGAACAGUUAAUCAAAUACUUUUACCUUUUCGUCCUAUAAGAGAUGACAAUGACUGGGUUGGAGGCAGUGAUAAGGAUGGAUAUAAUGUAUUGUAACCAUAAGAAACAGUAAUUGCCACAUGGGUAAAACCGUCAAGGCACAUUUGGUCGAGAACAUACAGAGCUCAUAUCCGUCGGCCGUGGGGAAUAUGCUGCAUGCUAGGCAUACCAACUCGAUGGUAACGAAGCGAUUGGGCCAUUACAAGACCCGGGGACUCCGUAGCGCAAACAGUUACAAUGGUCAAGCCAUACUUGAAUACACAAGAUCCCAUAUAAAACGGUUGAACAAAGAAGAAUCGAUUUGUACAGUAUCAGUACACACGCAUUGGAUUAACUAGACACCCCAAUCAACGGCGGGUGCGUAUCCAUCGCCAAAUAAAACCCGACGUCUAUUUCAUGCAGACAGCCCUUUCGCCCUGUAAAUCUUAUAGUUUUGCGUAGUCAAUUGCAGGUCUCUGCCCGGAAGCAUUUACUUGCGGACAACGAGGUUGUCAAGGUCUGCACGCUCCUUGGCCUCCUUCUCGAUCUCGCGGAUGAUGGGGCUGAGGUACUCGACGUCCUAGAAAGUCCAUAUAAUCAGUAUCAUGUUGAUUGGAGUGUGUUUGGGCAUGUUCGACGUCAAGGGUCCAAAGUGACAAAUCCUCGCAACGGGAUUGGCCGAGACCGAUAGAUUACGGGGAGGGCGAAUUUGGGAGAGGGAGAACUCACUUCCUCGGGCUUGGUCUGCUCGUGAGGGGGGAGGAGAGUGUGAGAGAUGGAGCACUGCAAUUGAGACGAGUAUUAGCGUUUUAAAAGCCGGAGACUGAGAAGGCAGAGGGGGUCGGGUCGGUUCGAACCUGGACAGCACGGCGGAGACGGAAGACGCGGUCGUAGGCCUCCUUGGAAGACAGACGCUUGAUGGCCUUCUGGACGGUCUCGCUCUCCUCGGGGAUCAGGUCAUCGAACCUAUAGCGAUCGAGUUAGUGACUGUGAUCGGAGGCAGAUGAAGCGUAGGAGAAAUCCGGUGUGACCGCGGGCGGGCGAAUGCGACAAGGGCCACCAACAGCAAUGGUUGGAGGAGCCAAUGCCUUGGAAUCGCACACGACGCAAAGCACACUGGUAGUUGUUGAUUGCUCGCGGUGGGCAGGAAUUGGCGGCAUAGAGGGGAGGGCGAUAAUUACUUCAGUCCGAGGCGUCUGUAGCCGGCGGCAUCGGUGUACCACUGGGCGAUGGGGGUCAUCCAGCGCUUGAGCCAUGGGCGCUUGACGAUGUAGUUGGUGAUCGAGGGGGCAGACAUUUUGGAUUCCCGGGUUGUCCGAUUGACAGGAGGAGGUUCUGGUCGGGGGGAAGGAAAGGGC